UUUGCUCUGAAGGAGAAAUAGUUUACCUGGAGGUACUUAUUUAGACUAUUCCAAACUACUUACUGAAGGAGAUUUCAUCUCUUCCCAAGUCUUGUGCAGGAAAAGGCAGAUGAAUGAUGAAUCCCUUCAUGGUUCUGGCAGUACUGCUCCCCCUGAGGACUUGCUACACUGCAUACUCACAGCAAGAAUCCACUGUGUUUCCAGUAACAUACCUUAACAUUUCCAAGGAUUUGACUCUUCAGCGGCUGCUGGUGGAAUGGGAUGUUGGCAAGUCAGCGCAUGAUGCUGAGCUGGCAAUGUCUUUUGAAAUACAAGUCCGUCGAACAGAUGAAACUAUUACUGUGUGGACAGAGGUUCAUAACGUCACACUUGAUAAAUCGAGAAAGCCGCUUCAUUGGAUAUGGGAUUCAGACUUACCUUUGGAGUGUAUGUCACACUCGGUGAGAAUCAGGAGCAAAGCAGAAGCAUCAGAAAUCUGGAGUCAGUGGAGUCUGUGGGAGACUGUCCUGGGCCUGGACACUUCAAAUAGCAGUGGACCACAAAUCUUCCCAAGUGAAAAAAUUGUAGAGGAAGGCUCAGACAUCACUCUUUGUUGCAUUGGAAGGAAAGGCCAAAUCAUUAAGGAAUUCUUUCUAGUCCCAGCUGUUCAUGUUUUCAAUCACACAAACAGUCAAGUCGGACUUCUCACUGUGAAAAAUGUGGCAUAUCAAAAAGUGCCUCACAUCACUGUCUACUGUCAAGAGUCUUGCAAUGAAAAGCAAUGCUAUGAUCAAGCAGUGUUGUUUGUGGGUAAACCACCUGAUACACCUAAUGAUUUUUCCUGCCAAACUCAAGACCUGAGAAUAGUAACAUGUACUUGGAGCCAAGGAGGAGACACCUAUCUUUAUGGACGUCAUUCACCAAAAUACACCUUGUCUGAAGAGUUUUCCCAAAAAAUGGUUCCAUGCACAGUAAGUUGUUCUGAACAGUGCUCGUGUUCUUGGGAUAUAGGCCAGCAGAGGAUCUGUAAUAUUACAGUGACUGUGGAAAACCCACUGGGAAAGAAAACUGCCAGGGAUGUUUUUGAUGUAACUCACAGAAUUUAUCCCACUGCACCUUUCCAGCUGUGGGAAGAAUGCACAGAUACAGAAAUCACAUUAUAUUGGAAACAUCGAAACAAAGGAAUUGAACUGUUUUGUCAGACUGAAGUGCUCCAACCCAACGGGAAAGUAGAACUGCAUAAUAGUUCAGACAUGCAUCUCCAUUAUGCCAGCAUCAUCCUGGAUGGACUGCAGCCGUACACUGAAUACACAGCUAGAGUACGCUGUGGGGCAGCUAAGCAUUUCUGGAGGUGGAGUGAAUGGAGCGAAGCCCGAACCAUCAGAACAAAGGAAGCAACUCCAUCAGGGAAACUGGACAUCUGGAGAGAAAUUACACCAGUUCUUCGGGGGCGGAAUGUGACCUUGUUAUGGAAGCAAGCACCAAGUUUUCGAGCAAAUGGAAGAAGUAUUUCAUAUGAAUUAACCUGGGAAAAAGUAGAAGAUGGCUCUAAGCCUGAAAGCAUCUCCUUUUCAUCGGUCUACAAUAGCACAAGGAUUUCCAUUGAUAACCAUUCCUACAAAAUAAGUAUCAUGGCAAAGAACAAUGUUAAUUAUUCACUUCCUUCAGUAUUGAUCAUCCCUAGAGCUACAGGCACUGAAGAGCUUAAAGAAGAACAGGUUAAUGGUACAGAUGACGGCAUUUUUAUUUCCUGGGAGACCAGACAUAUAUAUGACAGUUACAUUAUCGAUUGGUGUAACUUUCCAAUGAUGCAGCCUUGUGAUUUGCAGUGGAAAAGAUUUGGGCCCAACACUUCCAGCGCUUUGAUUCACUCAGCUGCUUUUGUUCCGGGGGUGAGAUACAACUUCCACAUCUAUGGAUCUGUUGCUAAUAAAGCCUCCUUACUGGAGAAGAAGACUGGUUAUCUCAGGGAGCUACCUCCUCUGCGUGACCCUACUGUGAAAAAAGUUGAACUGACUUUCAAUGCAGUAACACUAUCUUGGGAUUCUUAUCUCACCAAUGAGACACAGUCUGGUUUUAUAAGAGGCUACCAUGUUUAUGUGUCGCCUAUACAAGAGGACUGCAGUUUGAAAGGAUCCAAAAAACAUGUUCUUCCAGAUGAUUCAGUGCUAUGUAAAUACACAAUUGAAAACCCAGAAGAAAAGAGAUACACCGUGAAACACCUAUUGUCAAACACAAAAUACAAACUAGUGGUUAAAGCAUAUACAGGUGGAGGAGAGACUCCCAUUGUUAACUUUAUGUACAUAGAUACACCGUUUAACUCAAACGUGCUGUACCUUCUAGUCCUGCUAGUGAUAGUUCCAUCACUAGUAGCAGCUGUAUGCCGCUGGAAGAUGAAGUGGGUGAAGGAGUGCUGCUGUCCUGUAAUACCUAGUCCUAACAAGAGCGAAGUGCUGUCGUUCAAAGAGUUUAAGAUCAGUUCUGAGAAAGUAUUGAAAGUAAGUGACUGCAUUCCUGACAUGCUAGCAGUGGACAAUAAGGCUGAAGCCCAGAAAUUACAUCCAUGGAGUCAGUUGUCUUCAACACCAACAGAAGAUAAGAUUGGUGGUCACAAUUCUUCCUGGAUUUACCCUAAUGAAAAUGGGGAGAGAGACUUUACACCCACACCUACACCUCAGGCUCAUACUUGGUUUGAAAAUUUUGCUUAUUCUUCUCAUCUUGGAGUUGAAUCUGAUCCCUAUCAAAUACCGGUGACAUUAGAAGCAAGUAAGCCAGAACUGUCAGUAAUGCUGUACCAGCCACACUACUACUUUGAUAUUUUUAAUGAAGAUGCUGCCUCAACACCCAGAGAAACAGCUGGCAGAAAGACCAGUCUGAGAUACAUUUCACAAACAGCUGUGCACUGCCUAGGGAGGAGGCUUUGAUGUACCGUCCUCCAUUGAGUCCAUCCAGAUUUUGGUUACACAAUAUAAGUAAGAAUUUCUAAACCCACAACUUCUCCUUUUGAUGAAGGCUUUCACAAGCCCAACUGCCCUACUUCUGUUAAUGCUGCAAAGCUCUUGCUUCAGGACAAGUUUAAAAAUACUGGCUUGUGCACAGGCAUGAUGCGUGCUAAGGUUUCAUCACGAGUUACGGGCAUUAGAUAAGACUUACAGGCUGUUUUAUGGCCUGUAUUAUGUAGAAGGUUAGAUCACAGCAGUUCCUCAGAGCCUGAUGCAAAGAACUACUGUAUUUUGUAGAGCUUAAAAUUUUUUUCAGAAAGUAGAAGAGCAGGUUAAACAAGCAGGUAGGUUGUUGUUGUGCUCAAGGAGUGUAUUUUGCUUGCAGCGUUCUGCCCAUGCGUACUGUGUGCUCUGGCCGCCCCUAGCCAGUGUGUAUUCUGCAGCUGUGCAUGGAGCAUUACCCAGCUUCGGAGUCUGCCUCAGCCCAGUAACAUGGCGGGGGUGCGCUGUAUUUUCUCUUUCUCAAAUGGUGUAAGGCAUCAACAUGGAAGGGUUACCUCC
Pygoscelis adeliae (Adelie penguin) is the source of this 3482-nucleotide messenger RNA. It is a transcript of the gene OSMR, whose product is annotated as oncostatin M receptor. The record is from RefSeq and is a predicted model, not a curated record. Gene Ontology annotation, molecular function: cytokine receptor activity; protein binding. Gene Ontology annotation, biological process: cytokine-mediated signaling pathway. Gene Ontology annotation, cellular component: external side of plasma membrane. The transcript is spliced from 18 exons. The coding region runs from base 114 to 2903 and encodes 929 amino acids. NCBI's taxonomy places the organism in Eukaryota, Metazoa, Chordata, Aves, Sphenisciformes, Spheniscidae.